AUGCACAGCCAUGCUAUCGCGAUAGCCAAUGUUAUACGCCUUCUGGUCUGCGCAGCGCUGCAUGAAGUAGUCCACUUCUGCGGUGACAGCCGUACUGCGGUGCUCUGGAUGGGCUGGAAGUUUACGGAAAGUUCGCUGAAACGAGAUAUAAUUGCUCGCUUCUUCACAGACAGAAGCACGCCAGCUGUUGUAUCAUGUUGUUCAAAGAACAGAAUUAUAGGAAACGCUGCGAGAAACCAGAUGAUAUCCAAUCCCAGAAGCACCGUCUUUCAUUUAAAGAGACAGCAUGGCAGGUUGUUUGAGGAUCACGUUCAAAGUGAAAGAGGGAGUUUACCAUAUGACUUGGUACCACUAAGUGACGGGAGCGUUGGUCUUAAGGAGCAUCACUUAAGCGCUGAGCAGAUCACAGCUAUGUUGAUAACCAAAAUGAAAGAUAUCACAGAGGCGAAUCUACAGAAGAACGUCCAGUGUGUCAUCUCUAUCCCCUCAUUCUUCAUUGAUUCAGAAAGAAGGUCCGUGCUGGAUGCUGCAAAGAUCGCCGGUUUGAACUGCGUGAAGCUUAUGAAUGAUAACACAGCAGUGGCUUUAAACAAUGGCAUAUACAAGGAAGAUCUCCCAGGCGCUGACGAGAAGCUAAAGAUUGUGGUGUUUCUGAACAUGGGCCAUUCAGGUCUCCAGGUUUCCGUUUGUGCGUUCAAUAAAGGAAAGCUGAAGGUACUGUCGACUGACUUUCAUCCAUAUUUGGGGGGGAAUGACUUUGAUCAGAGGCUGGUGGAAUACUUAUGUGCUGAGUUUAAGGCAAAGGACAAACUUGAUGUAAAGUACAGGGUUCGAGCUCUACUGCGACUGACGCAGGAGUGUGAGAAGCUCAAUAAACUGAUGAGCGGCAACUCCACAGACAUUCCUCUGAACAUCGAGUGCUUUGUGGAUGAUAAGGAUGUCUCUGGAUUUAUGAACAGGGCUAAAUUUGAAGAGCUGUGUGCCGAUUUGAUAGAGAGGGUGACCGUUUCUCUGGUGGCAGCUUAAGAACAGGCUCGCACACAGCUUCAGGACAUCAGUGCGGUAAAGAUUGUUGGGGGAGCGACACGGAUACCUGCGGUGAAGGCUCAGAUCUGUAAGUUCUUCAAGAGGGAUGUGAGCACUACUUUAAAUGCAGAUGAGGCAGUGGCCAGAGGCUGUGCAUUACAGUGUGCCAUGAUGUCCCCUGCAUUCAAAGUACGAGAUUUCACAAUCACAGAUGCUGUCCCCAUCUCUCUUUCCUGGACCAACGAAGCAGAUAUAAGCAAAUCCUGCCAUGAGAUAUUUGGCAGGAACCAUCCCUGUCCCUCAGCCAAAAUCAUCACGUUUUACAGAAGCAAGCCUUUCAUUUUGGAAGCUUUUUAUUCGGUUGGUGUCUCGCUGCCCUUUCCAGAGGCAAAAAUUGAUGAGAAUCAAGGGCAUUUCCCUUCUGGAGAAUAUAAAGUGCAGAAAAUUCAACCGCAGGAGAAUGGAGAAAAGACAAAGGUCAAGUUCAGAGUUGAAGUCAAUUGCAAUGGAGUCAGCGUGACCUCAGCCACUGCGGUCAUGAGGGUCAGCGCUGAUGAGAAUGAAACUACGGAAAUAAAUGGGGAGUUGUACAAUGAAGAUGGCUUUGACUUGGAGAAAACACAAGAGACAAGCUCUUUUCAGCUCUCCAUAGACAAAGAAAGCCUGCCAACAGCACAGUGUCCCCCCAUGAAAACCGAGCAGAAUCAUACAAAUGCAUUGAAUAUGAACGGAGAGGUAAACAAUUAACCUCCUUAUGCUAAAAAAGCAAGGACGAAGGUAAAACACUUUGGACUUUCCAUCGAGGAGACGAUAAGCCAGCAGUUACUAAAGAAUUGCCUCAGCACUUACAUCGAUCAGGAGAAAAAAAUGACACAGCAAGAUUGGCAAGAGAAAAGGCGAAACAAUGCCAAAAAUGCAGUCUAAGAAAAUGUUUAUUUUUAAAGACACAAGCUUCAGGGCCCGUAUCAAAUGUUUCUAAAUGUUGAGGAACACGAAACGAAUGAGAACUGGCCGUACGAGAAAGGAGAAGACCAAGAUAGACAGACCUACCUUAACAAGCUGGAAGACAUCCAAAAACUGGGUCGACCUGUGCAAGACAGAUUCCAGGAGUCCAUAAAGAGACCCAAAAUGUUUGAAGAGCUGUCAGCCAAAAUGCAGAGCUACAUGAUUAUUAUUUGUUAGUUUAAGAAUGGAAACGGAAAUUACAGUCAUAUCGAUGCUGUGGAUAUGGACAAAGUCAGAGAGUGUGUUGAAGAUACACAUGUAUGGAUGACAAACAUGCAGAAUUCUCAGGAUAGACUCACACCCGAUCAGGAACCCGCCAUACACAGCACUGAGAUCCGGAAGAAAUUACAGGCACUAUACAACAUUUGUGAGGAGAAUGUAUCCAAACCCAAGUCAAGGGUCAGCUUUCCUAUGGAUAAUAACAUUCCACCAGAGUGCCCACACAACAAGAAUAGCCCAGAAGAUGUUACAAUGGAAUACACAGAUUUUGUUGAAAAUGAAGUGAAAUGCAAUUGUGUCAAUAUUGAGUAG
Triplophysa dalaica is the source of this 2562-nucleotide messenger RNA. It is a transcript of the gene hsph1, whose product is annotated as heat shock 105/110 protein 1. NCBI's taxonomy places the organism in Eukaryota, Metazoa, Chordata, Actinopteri, Cypriniformes, Nemacheilidae. Gene Ontology annotation, biological process: protein folding. Gene Ontology annotation, cellular component: nucleus; cytosol. The record is from RefSeq and is a predicted model, not a curated record. Gene Ontology annotation, molecular function: ATP-dependent protein folding chaperone; ATP binding.